This is a messenger RNA of Ceratina calcarata, 3305 nucleotides long. It is a transcript of the gene Drep4, whose product is annotated as DNA fragmentation factor-related protein 4. The transcript has 6 exons. Bases 342 to 1598 code for a protein of 418 amino acids. Gene Ontology annotation, molecular function: DNA endonuclease activity. Gene Ontology annotation, cellular component: nucleus; cytoplasm. The record is from RefSeq and is a predicted model, not a curated record. NCBI's taxonomy places the organism in Eukaryota, Metazoa, Arthropoda, Insecta, Hymenoptera, Apidae. Gene Ontology annotation, biological process: apoptotic process; apoptotic DNA fragmentation.
UCGAGCGUCGGGUCGGGAGUCGGGAGCGUCACGUCAUUCCUUUCCCGCGAUCCAUCGACAGUAGACCACCGUUCUUUUCUCUCUCUCUCUAACGCUCCUUCCUUUGUCCCUUGGACCGGGAGAACCGCAUCGCGGUGCUCCGAAGGCGGCGCGGGCUUUACGCGCGGGCAAAAGGCUUAUCUUCCUUUCCUCUUUUCAUUCGUUUCCCGCUCCCACUGCCCGAUAAGCGCAGCGGCAUUGCCAGGGUCGAAGAAAGAAGAGCUCGGUCACUGCCAGCUGCUCGCUACCAUCUCCUCUCCGCGUCUCUGCGCGAUACCGACGAACCGGUACUCGGGAACACCAUGUCGCUGAUCGUCAACUGCUUCCGUCGACUCGCUGACGCACCGGCUAAAAACGAGCUGAAAGGGUACAAGGUGACCGACGUGAAUCGGACGCGGAAAGUCGGGGUUGCCUGCAGGAGCCUACAGGAAUUGAAGCGGAAAGCGUGCGCGAAAUUAAACGUGACGAACGACCUUGCCGAGAUCAACGUCUACCUGGUUGACGGAUCGUUAAUCGACGAGGAAGAGUAUUUCUCCACGUUGAAACCACAGACGACGCUUAUUCUUCAGAAGCCUGGCGAAAAAGUAUUAAGCGACGCGGACCUCCUUUACGAUACGUUGAGGCGUGUCAACAUCGAUUUCCUAGCUGCCGGCGAGAAGGCGUCCGAGUUUCUCACAGAAAAUCUUAAAGCGAAGGUCGCCGUUCUAAAUAACACGUUGAACAAAGACGACACGAAGACUCGGCUUUCGAGCAGGGACGAACAUCCGGAAUGGUUCCGUGGACUGGAGACGAACUGCGCGACCAAAGAAGCGUACUUGCACCGUAGGUGCCAAGACAGGAUACGCGGCUACCUGUACAAAACCAUCGAACAAAUCAAAUCCUCAGACAUAUUCUCUAAAGAUCCUAGAGCCAGGAAACAAUUGUUAUACGCAAUAGCGUUCUUCAAGAUGCAGCUAAAAGAGGACCAUUACUUCGGUUACUAUUUCGACAGGAGUCGAGCCGAAAACGAGGAUGCAAAGGCCAGUGACGAACUAGAUUCCUCGUCCUGCUACGAUCACUGUCCUUGCAGGUUGAAAUGGUUUGAGUACAGUGCGUACUUUCGGUUGUUCGGGACACCGGAACAGUCUUGCGAUGGUGUGGAUGGGAUCAGGAAGAAGAACGAGAGGAACACGAUGAUGGAUUCGAAGACCGAAGAGGAGGAAGCCGAGGACACGUGUCCCUACAAGAUUAGGAAAACGGAGAAGGAGACUAGGCACGCGAUAUGCGAUCCCAUGGGUGAAUUUAGGUGCGCCGGAAUCUGGAACGAAGAGAAAUGCUCCUACGGGGACCAACACAGGAUCAAUCCGUACAGGUCCAGGGAGGAGCUUAUCCUGUUCUCCACAUGGAAUUUCGAUCAUAAAAUCGAAAGAUCCCGAAGUUUGGUGCCACUGCUUUUAAAACUGGCGGCGCAAGGCAACACUAACGAGACGGACCUAUUCGAAAUCUAUGACAAUCUUUUCACGACAAAGAACUUGAGACUGGUUCAUAUCGUGUGCCACGACAAAACCUCGCACAAAUAAUCGUUCAUUGUAUCCCGAUGGAAGUGAGACACGAGGAGUCGUCUGAAAUACGCUAAACUAAGUCCAUAAGUAUUUGGUCAUUUUCAAAUAUUCAUUGACUGCGGGACAGCCAGACACCAAAUUAUGGAUCAACGACUAUACAAAAUUUAAAACAUCGUGAUCAUGAAAAAUCAAUCUUAUUAACUGACUAAAUAUUUGUGGAUGUUAGCAUCAGUGUAUAUCUACUCGUUGAUACUAACAGAGUCUACCGAUGUUGAAUCCGUUGCGCCACGAUAAACAAGAAGCAAUAUCGAUCAGGAACGAUCGACCUCUCUUCUUUCUACGGUAGAUUAAGCGAAAUACAUAUUUCCUAUGUGGCAACCGUCGUCAUUUUCUAUUACACCAAGGCACAACAAAAUCUGUUCGAUAUUCUAAACAACUGUUUGAACUUGUUGCUCUCCCGUUAUCUUCGAGAUAGAUUAUACUCAAUUCUGUGAGGGAGAGAUCGUGCGACCAUUGGGUUGGUCGAUAAAGCGGAGAAGCGGGGCGAUGAUUCAAGCGAGGAACUUUUUUAACACGUUUUUAACGAAACAUCCUAUUGUCAACUUUCUAACGAUUUUACGAGUGCAAUUUAUCCUUAUAUUCAGCACAAGGAGAAUCUCGUACACAGGGUUGGGCGCAACGGAAUGAUCAUGGAUUAAAAAAUGUAUUGACACCGGCCAAUUUAUUUAAAUGAUUAACUCAGCUCAUGUGUUUAGAAAGAUUGGAUGGUGUGAAUUGUCUUUAAUCUUUGUAACGAAGGGGCUGUUCGAGGACGACCUGAUUUAGAAGGUCGACAAAUGUAUCCCUGGGAGUAUUCCUCAAGUAUUUUUGAUUCGACUGGUCGACCGAAGACAAAACCAAAGUUCUGAUAUAUACACGUAUAUUAUAUGUAUAAAAGUAUAAAUAUAUACAUAUUCGUUAUUGAAUUUAGAGAAGAUAUAUGUACUAUAUAUACACUCGCGUGGACGCGUGCACAAUGUGAAGUAAUUUGAAUGAUGAAUCAAGUCUUUCGCAAAGCCAUGAUUAUAUUCUAGAAUCUUUCAUUUACCUCGUAUGGGGAAGAAUUUAUGUAUGUCACUUUAUAGUUUGACCAAUUGCGUAAGUCAUCGUACAUUUUUUAAUAGUAAAGAACCACUGACCAUGUGUUUAACACUAUUUCAUUUAUUCACUGAAAGAAUCGAAUAUCAAGUUGCUCGUUAUUAAAAAAUAAUUAAGGCGAUGACCCAGAAGCCAAUAAUCGAGUCAUACGAGAUCUGAAUAACUAUCCAAGAGAAUAUCAAUGACUUAUUUCACGCAUUCUGUGCAUGCGUACGCGUCGCAAAUAAGAUAUACAAAUACCGAGAUAUAUGUACGUAUACAGAGAAAAUUGUAAGAACGUUUUAGAGACUUAUCUGAACCGGUGAUGACGAAGAAUCAAACAGGAAGACUCGAAUUACUUUUUGAUAAUCCUUCUUUUGAUUUCGAUCCGACCUUACUUUUUAUAAAAUCUAAUGAACGACGAAGAAACGUAGGACGAGUGGCUGGCAUUAUUAGUGCAAUCCGUUUGAUCGCCAGAAAUCUUGCGCGCAUGAAGAAUUUGAUUAAUUUUCCUUUAUCAGAAGAUUGCGAAUUUGAUGCACUUAUAAAAGAACUGCAUGUGAUAAAAAUAUUUAAGAUGUGAAAAAUGAGUACAUGUGUUUAUAAAGA